AUGGACAAAUUGCACGCCAGCACUAAUGAGAUUGGCGUGAGUUUUGUGAAGGAUGUCGGCGGCGAGCCGUCGGCUUGUGCUUCAUUGUCGUCGUCGUCGUCAUCGGCGGCGGCGGCGAAUCGCGACAAGACGGCAUCGCUGAAAUCGAAUGCGACAUCGCAUUUGUCGGCGGCGACCACCGCGGCCAAAGGAGGCAUUUUAUGUUGCCGAUCGUUGUUCUCGCGACGACGAGUAUUGCAUUCGAGGACCGUCCGCGUCGGUUAUGGUCCGAUAGGUCACGACGCGAAUGUCGCGUUUGCGCCGAACAAAGUGUGCAAUCAGAAAUACAACAUAUUCAGUUUCGUUCCGCUAGUAUUAUUCCAACAGUUCAAAUUCUUUUUGAACUUGUACUUUUUGCUCAUGGCCUGCUCGCAAUUCAUUCCGGCAAUACAAAUUGGAGCGCCGAUAACGUAUUGGGGACCAUUGGGUUUCGUCCUCACCGUCACACUAAUUCGAGAAGCGUUCGAUGAUUUCGUGCGAUAUUUACGCGACAAAGAGCUGAACGGCGAACGAUACGAAAAAUUGACGCGCGACGGCACACGUGUGGAGAUCAAAAGCUGCGACAUCGAAGUCGGCGACGUGAUCAUCAUUCAUAAAGAUCGACGAGUGCCGGCCGACAUCGUGCUUUUGAGGACGACAGACAAAUCUGGAGCAUGCUUCAUUCGGACGGAUCAAUUGGAUGGCGAGACGGAUUGGAAGCUGAGGAUACCGGUGCCGAUAACACAACAUUUGAUGAAUGAAGCAGAUAUCAUGGAAUUGAAUUGCGAGAUUUAUGCCGAGAAGCCGCAGAAGGACAUUCACGCGUUUGUUGGGACCAUGAAGAUCACGCAAGAUGAUAAUGUUCAAGACGGUUCGCUGAACGUUGAGAACGUUUUGUGGGCGAACACGGUCGUCGCUUCGGGAACCGCAAUCGGAAUUGUGGUGUACACGGGACGAGAGACGAGGAGUGUCAUGAAUACGACGUUGCCCGAAAGCAAAGUCGGAUUGUUGGAUUUGGAGGUGAACAACUUGACCAAAGUGCUCUUCAUUUUUGUCGUCGUUCUCUCGGCGGUUAUGGUUGUCAUGAAAGGUCUCGACGGCCUCUGGUAUCGCUAUGUGGUGCGCUUCAUUCUGCUAUUCUCCUACAUCAUUCCGAUCUCGUUGCGCGUCAAUCUCGACAUGGCCAAACUGUUCUACUCGUGGCAAAUCGGACGCGACAAAAAGAUUCCCGACACGGUUGUGCGAUCGUCGACGAUUCCCGAAGAGUUGGGACGCAUCUCGUUUUUGUUGUCCGACAAAACGGGCACACUCACCAAGAAUGAGAUGCACUUCAAAAAGAUUCAUUUGGGAACGGUUGCGUUCAGUAGUGAUGCUUUCGAAGAAGUCAGCCAACACGUUAUAAGCGCCUAUGCUGGACGUCUUGCCAAGCACUCGUUUUCGGCGAAACUUCAGAAUGCGGUCGAAGCGAUUGCGCUCUGCCAUAAUGUGACGCCGAUAUUCGAGAAUGGCGAGACGUCGUAUCAGGCGGCGAGUCCCGACGAGGUGGCCCUAGUGAAAUGGACGGAGAGUGUCGGCGUGCGACUCGCUAGCCGCGAUCUUCACUCGAUUCAAUUGAGCAUUCGGAUGCCGAACGGGCAAUUCUUGACGAAACAAUUCCAGAUUUUGCACGUUUUUCCAUUCACCAGCGAGACGAAACGAAUGGGAAUUAUUGUGAAAGACGAGACGACCGACGAGGUGAGUCUGUUGAUGAAGGGCGCCGACACGGUGAUGAGCGGAAUGGUCCAAUACAACGAUUGGCUCGACGAGGAGUGCAGCAAUAUGGCGCGCGAGGGCCUCCGAACGCUGGUCGUCGCGCGAAAAUCGCUGUCGGCCGCCGAGCUCGAGGCGUUCGAUCGCGCCUAUCACGCGGCAAAAAUGUCGAUAUCGGACCGAUCGCAGAAUAUGGCGUGCGUUGUGAAUCGGAUGCUCGAGAAGGACCUUCAAUUGUUGUGUUUGACGGGUGUCGAGGAUCGUUUGCAGGACCAAGUGACGACAUCAUUGGAGUUGUUGAAGAACGCGGGCAUCAAAAUCUGGAUGUUGACCGGCGACAAACUCGAGACGGCGAUUUGCAUCGCGAAAUCGAGCGGUCUGUUCGCGCGAACCGACAACGUGCACGUGUUCGGCAACGUGCACAAUCGAACUGACGCGCACAACGAGCUCAACAAUUUGCGGCGAAAAUCGGAUGUGGCGCUCGUGAUGCCCGGCUCGGCGCUCAACGUCUGCCUACAGUACUACGAGGCGGAAGUCGCCGAGUUGGUGUGCGCGUGCACGGCCGUCGUGUGUUGUCGCUGCUCGCCGGAGCAGAAGGCCCAAAUUGUGCAAUUGUUGAGGAAGUAUCGCGCACCGCUUCGCGUCGCCGCGAUUGGCGAUGGUGGCAACGAUGUGUCGAUGAUCCAGGCGGCGCACGCCGGCAUCGGCAUCGACGCCAACGAGGGCAAACAGGCGUCGCUGGCGGCCGACUUCUCGAUCACCCAAUUCUCGCACGUGUGCCGAUUGCUUCUUGUCCACGGACGAUUCUGCUAUAAGAGAUCAUGCGCUCUAUCGCAGUUUGUUAUGCACAGAGGUCUCAUCAUUUCGACGAUGCAGGCGAUAUUCUCAUGCGUCUUCUAUUUCGCUUCGGUGUCGUUGUAUCAAGGUGUUCUCAUGGUCGCCUAUUCGACGUGCUACACAAUGUUGCCGGUGUUCUCGUUGGUCGUCGAUCGCGACGUGACCGCCACCAACGCGCUGACGUACCCGGAGUUGUACAAGGAGCUCGGCAAAGGUCGCUCGUUGUCGUACAAGACGUUCUGCAUUUGGGUGCUCAUCUCGCUCUAUCAAGGCGCCGUGAUAAUGUACGGCGCGCUUCUCGUGUUCGACACCGACUUCAUUCAUGUCGUCUCGAUCUCGUUCUCGGCGCUGAUCAUCACCGAAUUGAUUAUGGUUGCGAUGACGGUGCACACGUGGCAUUGGGCGAUGAUUUCGGCGCAGGCAAUGUCAAUCGGUCUCUACAUGGUGUCAUUGAUAAUCUUCGACCAAUACUUUGAUCGCCAAUUCGUUUUGUCAUGGAUGUUCGUCUCGAAGACGACGGCGAUCACAGCGAUCUCGUGCCUUCCGCUUUACAUCAUCAAAGCGCUUCGUCGGAAAUUCUCGCCGCCGAGCUACGCGAAAGUCAACUGA
Caenorhabditis bovis is the source of this 3213-nucleotide messenger RNA. NCBI's taxonomy places the organism in Eukaryota, Metazoa, Nematoda, Chromadorea, Rhabditida, Rhabditidae. The record is from the annotation of a GenBank genome assembly.